AUGGCAACGGAUUCUUAUUGGGAUGCACGUCCUUCUUCUCAAGAUAAAAGCUCUAGUAAUUUUGGUGUUGCUUCAAUGGAAUCCGAGAGAAGGCCUCAUCUGGAUUCAAUUAAUAGCUUCAAUUAUUCUUCUACCUCUCCACACACCGUUGAAACACACAAGGACUUGCAGAAAGGGAUUUCUCUUCUGAAGAAAAGUGUGGCAUGUGUAACAACUUACUGCUAUAACUCACUCUGUUUAGAUGUUCCUACCGAGUCAUCUACCUUCAAGCAUUUUCUAAAUUAUUGGCCACGUUAUCUUCAACUAGGGAAGUUCGAUCUGUUUUUCCUUGAAAAUGGCUUGUUCAAGUUCUUUAUUAUAGGUAAGGUUAAGAUUGAGAGAGUGUCUCAUGAGUUAAAGGUUAAGUAUGGAGUGCUUAAAUCAGCUCGUGGCACGUUGGAAAAGAAUCGUGUGGAAAAGCUCGAAAAGUUCUAUCCCAAUCUUAUUUGCACACAAAGCCUGGGGCAUAUGGCAAUUACCUCAGAACGUCUUCACAAGCAAUCGGUUGUCAUAAAACAGAUAUGCAAAUUGUUUCCCCAACGUCGUGUACAUUUAGAUGAGGAGCGAAGAGAUGGAUCUAGCGGUCAGUAUGAUCUGAUUUGCAGUGCACGCUUGCCAAGGGGGCUUGAUCCACACUCUGUUCCCACAGAAGAGCUUGCUGCCUCGUUAGGAUACAUGGUACAGCUUCUAAAUCUUGUUGUUCAUAAUUUGGCUGCUCCUGCUCUUCAUAACUCAGGUUUUGCGGGGUCUUGCUCCCGAAUAUGGCAACGGGAUUCUUAUUGGGAUGCACGUCCUUCUUCUCGAAGCAAUGAAUAUCCGCUUUUUAUACCACGCCAAAAUUACUGCUCCACUAGUGGGGAUAAUUCAUGGACAGAUAAAAGCUCUAGUAAUUUUGGUGUUGCUUCAAUGGAAUCCGAGAGAAGGCCUCAUCUGGAUUCAAUUAAUAGCUUCAAUUAUUCUUCUACCUCUCCACACACCGUUGAAACACACAAGGACUUGCAGAAAGGGAUUUCUCUUCUGAAGAAAAGUGUGGCAUGUGUAACAACUUACUGCUAUAACUCACUCUGUUUAGAUGUUCCUACCGAGUCAUCUACCUUCGAAGCAUUUUCUAAAUUAUUGGCCACGUUAUCUUCAACUAGGGAAGUUCGAUCUGUUUUUUCCUUGAAAAUGGCUUGUUCAAGGUCAGGUAAGCGAGCUCAACAGCUUAACAAGUCUGUCUGGAAUGUGAAUUCUCCUAUGUCAUCGAGCACAUUAUUGGAGAGUGCACACAUGCUGCCUUUGACGAAAAACUUAUCCGAUCACAACCUUCCGAGUUCAGCUGCCAGUUUUCUUUUCGGCAAUGAGAUAUCUGAUAACGGGAAGAACGAAAGCCUUAUUGAUGGAUGGGAUAUAGUGGAGCAUCCGACAUUUCCCCCUCCACCAUCAGAAACCGAGGAUAUUGAGCAUUGGACUCGAGCAAUGUUUAUCGAUGCCACAAGUCGAUGACACAUUGCUUGUAAGUGACAUAUUGCAUAUGUGAUCUAACGCAGUCUCAACUAGCAUUAUGAUUAUCCGUAUGUAUGUUAAAUAGAGAUGAUGUCGAGCAGUGAUGUGUUUAUAUAAUUAUAUAUAUUUAUAAAUGUUAAAUCAGUGGGUUUGUAAGUUUAUAUUUAAGGAAAAGUGCAUUUAGUGUUUUUCUUUUUUGGAAUUUCAAUUAAAGUAAUGCAUUCAAUGAAAAA
Gossypium arboreum is the source of this 1757-nucleotide messenger RNA. RefSeq lists its product as uncharacterized. The record is from RefSeq and is a predicted model, not a curated record. Gene Ontology annotation, biological process: SNARE complex assembly. Bases 1 to 1524 code for a protein of 507 amino acids. Gene Ontology annotation, molecular function: SNARE binding. The transcript is spliced from 11 exons. NCBI's taxonomy places the organism in Eukaryota, Viridiplantae, Streptophyta, Magnoliopsida, Malvales, Malvaceae. Gene Ontology annotation, cellular component: lytic vacuole; endosome.